AUGGACGACUUCUCGGACGAUGGAUUUGACGAUCUCGACCUCAACACCUUGCAAGAGAUCGAGAACAACGCCAUCCAGUUCACCCAGGCGCAGCGCCCUCUGCCGACCCAGCAGCAGCCCGCCCUCGACUCCGCAGAGUACAACUAUGUGCUCGAGGACGACGACCUCGACGAUACCCUCGUCAUAGAUGAGCUUGCACAGAUACCGGUCCGUCACAACGUCGAGAAGCCGCUCCCACCCCAACAACAGCCUCGGACCGUCCCGAACCUCGCCAGCCAGCAGCGAUGGAACCCGCAGCCGGAGUCGUCCAAUGCUCGUUAUCAAACGCCUUCCCAGGCACAAGUGCCGCAGAGGCCAUACCAACCCCCGCCGCGACUGUCCGGCCCUGCUCCCCUCGCCCGGCCGGCUCCUCCCCAGACUCAGUUCGCUCGCCCACCUCCACCAACCAGCACCCGCUACACAGCCCAACCCUCUCAGGUCGGCCUGCCGAAUCAGCAAGACGACAAUGUCAGGGAAUUGCAGGCCAGGCUGCGGGCCCUGGAGACGGACCUCUACACGGCAAAGGGCGAAGCGGCCUUGAUGCGCUCAAAGUUUGAAACGGCACAAAAGUCUCACGAUACCGAGAUCGCGCGUCUCAAGAAGCUCAAUGCCGAGCAGCUCGCCAAACAGGAGCGCGCGGUCGAGAUGGCCGUCGCUGCCGAGAAAACUGCCGCCACCGAUCUCGAGUUCACCCGUCAGGACCUCAAGGAAGUGCUGAAUAAGUCGAAGAAGGGCAAGAAGGACGGCGAAGCCACCACUCCGCGGAAGGGUGCCGGUGGGAGGUCCAACUGGGAUGUGGCGGACGGCUUUGACGACGUCGAGCUGCUUCCCAGUCCGAGCAAGGGACAGGGCCGAAGAAACAAAGAUAUCGGCGCCGUAGCCAUACCAGUCACUGAGCGGACGCCCACCAAAGGGAAGCGGAAGCGCCCGGCUGUGGACAGUCCUGUUAUGGCUCUCGAGACACACUCGGAUGAUGUGCUGAUGCUGGAUGACUCGCCUUCAAAGGCUGAGCCUUCAAUCGGACUCGCCCGGCAGCCCGAGUCCUUACCUUUCGACUUCUUGAAGCUCGCCCUCGACCACCAUGGACAGGCUCACCGACCAAUGACCUUUGAUGCCUUCGCCCGUUACUCCUUCCCCACAGAUCCCGACCGAACCUUUGCCUCGAUCAUUCUCCACCGACUUCCAGCCAUGGGCAGUGCGGCAGAGGUGACGCAGCUCCCGGUAGACUUUUGUCUUCUGUUGCUGGAAAUAUGGUCACAAUGCCUGUCGGAGAAAUACCACGAACCUAUUUACGACAUCUCGGCCUUGAUCUUAUACGUGCUGCAGCUCGAUACCAUGUUGAUUGCACCACGCAUCAUGUACGCUCUGGUGCCUGUGGCCCAGACGACAAUAUCCCUCCUCGCGUUGCCGGCGUUUCAUUCAGCCAGUGGAGAUCUCGCCAACCAUUCUAACAUGGCGGUGCAGCAGCUCUAUGCUGAGAUUCCCACGACCGAGAUCCUCUCCGUGCUCUAUCUGGUGGCGCUGGGCUGCUUAUCUCCUCCUGGGGACACCGCCGACCAAACGACACCAUCGGGGGAGUCUGCCCAAGUCCAGUUCUGGCGGUUGAUGCAGAUUACGUUUGUGCUUAUGAUCCUGUCGCCCAAGCAAGCUCCAGACGACUUCCUGGGGAUGUUGUCGCUGCUGCGCUCCUCGGUCCUCCCCGACUCUAUUGGCCCUAUUAGCGAUGAGCCAGACAAGGACGUCUCGCUGAUCGCCAGCGCCAUUAUUGACAAAACAAGCCAGCUUCUCGUUGACCCUCCGAAAUGGGCUCCGCCUCGCAGUUACAGAGCGUACGAGGUUCGCUUAGAGCUGCUGAGAACACUCAUCAGCUUCACCUUCAGCCAAUUUGGCAAGCGGCAGCUGGCACAGAGCGAUGUAGCGAUCCCUAGAUUAGUCACUGCACUCUCUGGUGCGGUGGAUGCACUCUACGACAUGGAAAUUCCGUCUGAAAUCUCCGGGCUAGGACUCACAGCAGCAGCAGAUGUACCACGACGCAAAGAUCCGACGGAAGGCGUGGCUGGCGAUGACCCGGAUGCCACGCAAGAUGCAGCAAGCCCUGCGGCGAAAGUCAACCCAGCUACAACCCAGAGACUGGAGAUGGCGGGGGACGAGGAUCCUGUUCCUUUGCUCCACGCCAUCAUCUCGUCCACCGUCGCGCUCCUGCAUACCCUGGCCACCGACCCAGUGACGGCGAACCACGCCAACGUGCCGGCCAAGCUGGCGGCUUUCCACGGCGGGUCCCAGCGCUACCUUCUCACCUUGGCGCGGCUCAACUUUGCAGAGGAGGACCUGGUCCUCGAGGCCGGGAUCGAUGCCGAGACGGUGGAGCUGGCCCACGAGCUAUUGGAGAUGGCGGUCACGCCAGACGAAGGCGAUGGCAUCGGGGAAGUCUUUGGCAUGUGA
This is a messenger RNA of Thyridium curvatum, 2481 nucleotides long. RefSeq lists its product as uncharacterized. NCBI's taxonomy places the organism in Eukaryota, Fungi, Ascomycota, Sordariomycetes, Thyridiales, Thyridiaceae. The transcript is spliced from 2 exons. The record is from RefSeq and is a predicted model, not a curated record. Bases 1 to 2481 code for a protein of 826 amino acids.